Lynx canadensis (Canada lynx) is the source of this 787-nucleotide messenger RNA. It is a transcript of the gene SH2D6, whose product is annotated as SH2 domain containing 6. The record is from RefSeq and is a predicted model, not a curated record. Gene Ontology annotation, cellular component: cytoplasm. Bases 1 to 612 code for a protein of 203 amino acids. The transcript is spliced from 5 exons. Gene Ontology annotation, biological process: intracellular signal transduction; cell surface receptor protein tyrosine kinase signaling pathway. NCBI's taxonomy places the organism in Eukaryota, Metazoa, Chordata, Mammalia, Carnivora, Felidae.
AUGCCCCACUUGGCUCUGGUAGGUCCUACCAGAGCCCAAGACCUGCAGAGGAGGGAUGAAGCACCGGGUGCUCUGCUUGGGGCUUCAGGCCUAUGUGCACCGCCCUCUAACCUCGCCCACCUCUUCAGCUGGGCCCAAAGCCUUCUUUGCCUAAUCCCCAACCAGCCUCAGCUCUACAAUCUGCUUCUUCCAGCAGGAAGGAGAUCCUCUCUUUCCUGCAUAGCACCCACCCGGAGCACCUCAGCUGCUGAGGACAGCAGCCUUCUGGGUCAGCCUUGGUACUCAGGGAACUGUGACCGCCAUGCUGUUGAGAGUGCCCUGCUCCAAUUCCAAAAGGAUGGGGCCUACACUGUGCGCCCCAGCUCAGAGCCUCAUGGCUCACAGCCCCUUACCCUGGCGGUGCUUCUCCACGGCCGGGUCUUCAACAUUCCCAUCCGGCGGCUGGAUGGUGGGAGCCACUAUGCCCUGGGCCGGGAGGGCAAGAACCACGAGGAGCUGUUCUCCUCCGUGGCUGCCAUGGUCCGGCACUACACACAGCACCCGCUGCCCCUUGUGGACAGACACAGCGGUAGCCGUCAGCUCACCUGCCUGCUCUUCCCCACCAAGCCCUGAUGCCAUGGCGGACUGUACACAGCCACCUCUGGCCCCGUAGUUUGCUCCUUGCCGGGGCCAUCCUGGGCUGUCUCCCUCUUGCCUCUCCCAAGUCCCCACCCUUCCAGACCCUCCCCACCCCCUUGCCCCAGUCCCUGCAGGCCUGGAUGAGAGGCUUUGGGAAAGGUUGCCCAGA